AACGCCACUUUUCCUUUUUUUCUCUGUCUUCAUUAUCCCUAAAACUUUGAUCAUCGGAUUGGGUGAAACAUCUAACUCCAAUAAAGAUAAAAAAAAAAACCAUUGAAAGUCUUUUCCUUUUUGUGUGGUAUUUGAUUUGAGAAACACUUCUUGAUCCUCUUCUCUCUCUCUGUGUUCGUUUGAUGGGAGUUAUUGUUUCCCGGGAAAUUCACUCUUGCCAUGGCUGCUGCUAAACUGUCUUUCAAGGACUCUCUUAAAGCUCUUGAAGCCGAUAUUCAACACGCUAACACUCUAGCUUUGGAUUACCCGCGGGAUAAGGAUGGAGCACGUGUGCAGAUGAGACUAUCAUACAGUCCAGCUGCUCAGUUUUUUCUUUUCCUUGUACAAUGGACUGAUUGUCACCUCGCUGGUUCCCUCGGCUUGCUCAGAGUCCUUAUCUAUAUGACUUAUGCGGAUGGGAAAACCACAAUGUCGGUUUACGAAAGGAAAGCCAGUAUCAGAGAGUUCUACGCUGUUAUAUUCCCGUCCUUGUUGCAACUGCAAAGGGGAAUCACAGACCUCGAAGACCGGAAGCAAAGAGAGGUGUGCAACAUGCGGUACAGAAGGAAGGAUGAGAGCAAAAAGUGUGAGCUCUCGGAGAUUGAGAUGGAGAGGGAAGAAGAAUGUGGAAUCUGCAUGGAGAUGAACAGCUUGGUCGUGCUGCCAAACUGUACUCACUCUCUGUGCAUCAAAUGCUAUCGCGAUUGGAGAGGGAGGUCACAGUCAUGCCCUUUCUGUAGAGACAGUCUUAAGAGAGUGGAUUCUGGUGAUCUCUGGAUGUUCUUGGAAGGCACAGAUACGGUGAAUCCCUCUGUGAUCGCUAGAGAGAAUCAGAGAAGGUUGUUUGUGUAUAUAGAGAAGUUACCACUGGUGGUUCCAGACCAAGCGUUUGCCUCUUCUCCUUACGAUUGCCAUGUUAGGUGAAAGAAGGAAAAAAAAGGGGUGUAAAACCGGGUCUGGUGAAUCUUUACAUGUAUCUAUUUAUUAGAAGUUAGCAAGAAGUAGUAGGAGUCAUUGUCUUUUUAAACAAACUCUGUUUCUUUUACCGUAUUUUCUUGGGAAAGUUCAACUGCCUGUAUGCUUUUUGUGCAUUUGGUUUGUGGUUCCCAUUACGAACAUAAACCGUUUUCUUCAAGAAGUGUUUAUUCACAAUCAAA
Molecule: messenger RNA, 1196 nt
Organism: Brassica napus (rape)
Lineage: Eukaryota; Viridiplantae; Streptophyta; Magnoliopsida; Brassicales; Brassicaceae
Product: E3 ubiquitin-protein ligase AIRP2
Exons: 5
Coding region: 220-963 (247 amino acids)
Biological process (GO): protein ubiquitination
Molecular function (GO): ubiquitin protein ligase activity
Source: RefSeq, a predicted model, not a curated record